Messenger RNA from Malaya genurostris, 18843 nucleotides. Its product is annotated as protein turtle-like. Lineage: Eukaryota; Metazoa; Arthropoda; Insecta; Diptera; Culicidae. Gene Ontology annotation, molecular function: cell-cell adhesion mediator activity. The record is from RefSeq and is a predicted model, not a curated record. Gene Ontology annotation, cellular component: axon; plasma membrane. The transcript is spliced from 11 exons. Gene Ontology annotation, biological process: homophilic cell-cell adhesion; axon guidance; dendrite self-avoidance. Bases 1540 to 6150 code for a protein of 1536 amino acids.
AUCCGUCGAUGUACACCCAAAGUGAAAUGAGAGCACUGCUAUUCUUUCACCUUUGACAGUAGCGUUUGGCUGCGAACCGAUACAGCCAGGUAAAUGCUCAAAUACGCUCGCCAUAUCUUCUUUCGCUCUGCGUCCCAACCAGCAUCAACAUUAUGCUCAGCUCUGUCUGUGCUUGUCUCCGCAAAACGCUCACCCAACAUCAUCGUCACCAUCAGCAUCAUCAUCAUCAUCAUCAUCAUCGGAAGCCCCCAGAGAGUUGAGCUCAGCUCGAGCAGCCGACGUCGUCUUUGAGUAGCCUGGCGGAGAAUCUCUCGUCACAGUCGCUCGCCUACUUUUCCACUGGAUUCUCGGUUUUUCGGUUCUGCUCCGUGGCUCACUUUGACUAUCACAAAACGGGUGUGUUAGCAAUGUGGUGUUAAAUGCUGAUGGUUCUCGGUUUGGAUUCCAUUGCAGGAAGAAAAGGAAAAAAAGGGCAGAACUUCGGUCAAAUCAGGAUUGCGGCACACACCUUCUGGGAUAGGCGCAAUCCCAAGGCAGGGCGCUGAAAAUCUGGAGAUCCGAGUGCAAGUGCUUCUCGCAGCAAAUCGCCCAGGUCCCACACGAAUAAUUCGGGGUGUUUCUUUUCCAAUUGUGUAAGCUCAUGGAGUUUCAUUUUCCUUCCCUAAAAGGUUGGUCGAUUUUUCCUCGGAAAUAGUCAAAGGAACGCGAAAAAGAAAAGUGUACUGUAAUUACUGCGGUGGGAGUCGACUAAACGAGUAGUAAAGUGCUGACCGAAGGUAAAGAGUGGAACGUGAGAAAAUUAAUCGUGAAAAAUCGAAAAUCAAACGAAUGAAAAAAAAAGUGAACAUUGUUGAGGUGGAAAAAAGUCUGAAGUGAAAAUAUACACAUUUACACGUACAUACGUACGAGUCCUGGCAGAAACAGCAGUAUCAGGAGCAGCAGCAGAAGCAGCAGUUGAAGAGAAAAGGCUAAAUACAUCGAGAGACGCAAUCGAGGAGUGCAGAAAGGAUUACACGGCUUUUUGCUCAUUUUUUUCUCUCUCACUCACAUUCUCGGGGUUCGACCGUGUAUCCCUUUUCCCUGCCGUCGUGUGUCUCGCCACUACCGGGAGAAUCGGCAUUCGGUGAGGGUAAUUUGUGGCAGCCUCAGUAGCGGUAGUAGUUGUGUAGUGGGCUGCUUUCGAGAAGGAUUACUCAACAUAAUACAUACCGCCUUGCAGUCUCGUGGAGUGGUGCCAAGUGCGAGUGCUUCUCUGAUCGGUGUCAGUGCUCUCUGGUUCUCUCUGGUUUCGCGCUGGCUCCAUAAGAAGAGCAACAACAAGAAGAAAAAAAAGGAUUUAAAUUUCACACGUCUUUCUAUGCGGAGCAGCUGGAACCAAUAGGAAAUUGCUUCGGGUUCGGGCGUUACUGCAAAAGGUGACCCUCGCCCUAUCCAACACUGUGUCCGACCGCGAGAUAGACAGAGAAAGAGAGCAAGAAGAAAGAGAGAGAGAGUACAAUGACGACGAUACGUUAGCAUAGUGACUAUGGGAUCAGAGGCAUGGGCGUGUGCGUGGACCCUGGGGCUUUCCGGUGGUGUCAGGCAUUGAGCCGGUCGCAAUCGUUAACCACAGCAGCAUCAGCAGCAUCAGCAGCAGAAACAUCAGCGUCAGCCGCAACCACAGGCACAACCACGGCUUCCGGUGGGAUCGCAACAGCCCGGGAAAUACCAGUACCCACGGUUAGCAGCAACAGUCAGCAGGCCAACUAUCGACACGUGUCCAGUUUCCAUAAUGCCAAGGUGCGGCGUAGUCUAAACGCAACAAUCUUCAUCAAGAAGAAACAAGCAGCUGUAGCAACAGCAACAACAACAACAACAACAACAGAUUCUAAAACUAAAUCAGUUAGCAAAAAUACAAAUAACAACAACUUCUUGAACCACUACAGUUACGGUAGUAGUUAUAAUAGUAGUUCCAACGGUAGUACUUACACUAGUAUAAACACUAGAGAAGCGAAUAGCAGUAGAAGUAUCGAAAAGGCACUAGCGGCGCGGCGGAGAAAUCUUAGUCUCAGCACCAACAAAUUGAGCGAACACUACAGCUGCAGUGCGGCGGCACUGAACUGGCUGGUCUCAUCGUUUGUACUGCUCCUUUGCAUCACCUUAUGCACUAGUUCAAUUAGUCCUCCUGCACCCCAGGAUGCCGUUCACAUCACCGCCAUCCUUGGCGAGAGCGUCGUGUUCAACUGUCAUGUCGAGUUCCCCGGCGACCACCCAGUUCCCUAUGUCUUGCAAUGGGAGAAGAAGGGCCAGGAAAUACCGAUCUACAUCUGGUACGAGAGCUACCCGACCCACAGCGGCGAAGGAUACGAGGGGCGCGUUUCGAGAGCCUCGCCCGAUUCGAGCUUCGGUGCGGCAUCCCUGAACCUGACCAACAUCCGUGAAACCGACCAGGGCUGGUACGAGUGCAAGGUGGUCUUCCUGAAUCGGCCACCGAAGCAGCACAAGAACGGGACCUGGUUUCAUCUGGACGUGCACGCCCCGCCACGCUUCAGCGUCACGCCGGAGGAUAUCAUUUACGUUAAUUUAGGCGAUUCUAUCAUACUAAACUGCCAGGCAGAUGGCACCCCGACACCAGAGAUCCUGUGGUACAAAGAUGCCAAUCCGGUGGAUCCGUCUUCUACUGUUGGCAUCUUUAACGAUGGUACCGAGCUACGGAUCAGCACCAUCCGACACGAAGACAUCGGCGACUACACGUGCAUCGCGCGCAAUGGUGAGGGACAAGUCUCCCAUACUGCCCGUGUUAUAAUAGCGGGCGGCGCUGUAAUCAUGGUGCCGCCCACUAAUCAAACGAAACUGGAGGGAGAGAAGGUGCAGUUCACCUGCGAAGCGAAGGCCAUGCCCGGCAAUGUCACUGUGCGGUGGUUCCGCGAGGGUUCCCCCGUACGGGAGGUGGCCGCACUCGAGACGCGCGUCACGAUCAGAAAGGAUGGGUCACUCAUCAUCAAUCCGGUCAGUGCCGACGAUUCCGGCAUGUACACGUGUGAGGUGUCAAACGGCAUCGGAGAACCACAAAGUGCUUCGGCUUUUUUAAAUAUAGAGUAUCCUGCCAAAGUGACCUUCACCCCAACAAUACAAUACUUACCGUUUCGUUUAGCUGGUGUUGUACAAUGCUAUAUAAAAGCAAAUCCUCCUCUACAAUAUGUAACUUGGACCAAAGAUAAAAGAUUACUGGAACCUUAUCAAACAAAAGACAUAGUUAUAAUGAACAACGGUUCGCUAUUGUUCACCAGGGUUAACCAGAACCAUCAGGGAAGGUACACGUGUACGCCGUACAACGCGCAGGGAACGCAGGGUUCCUCCGGCCAUAUGGAGGUGCUGGUGCGGAAACCUCCGGCCUUCACGAUCGAGCCGGAUCCGCUGUUUCAGCGAAAGGUGGGUGAAUCGGUUGAAAUGCACUGCGAUGCACAGGAAGCGGAAGGAACCUCGAAGCCGACGAUCAUCUGGCAACGCCGUGACGGGCAACCGUUGCAGAAAAAUCGGGUUCGGAUCUUGAACGGUAAUAUCACGAUCGAAAAUCUUCGGCGGUCCGAUUUCGGUUACUAUCAAUGCGUUGCGUCGAACGAGGUUGCCACGAUCGUGUCCGCCACCCAGCUGGUAAUCGAAGGAACCCAACCGCAUGCUCCCUACAACCUCAGUGGAUCGGCGACCGAGUUCUCGGUGACACUGUCCUGGAUGCCGGGUUACAGUGGUGGACCGGACUACAAGCAGGACUACACCAUCUGGUACCGGGAGGCAGGAGUUUCCGACUGGUCCACGAUUCCGGUAACUCCGUCCGGCAGUACGCAGGUUACGAUCAAUCGGCUUUCGCCUGGGACUACGUACGAGUUUCAGGUGAUCGGAAAGAACGCUCUCGGGGACGGUAUGAUGAGUAAGGUGAUAACGAUACGAACGCUAGAUGUCCAAAAACCGAAGAAAGUGUCGACAACGACUGCUGCACCAAACGAAAAAGAAUUCAAGCACGCCUCGGAUGACUUGGGUCCGAAACCGGGUCAACCGCGCAACGUGUCCGUGCUGGAGAUCCCGAAUGGGUUCCUCAUCUCGUGGCAGGUCCCACUCGAGCGGGCCCAUCUGGUGCAGUUCUACACGAUCAAGUACCGCACGGAUGCCCAGUGGAAAACGCUGAACCGCGGCCAGAUCCGCCCGGAGGAGACGUCCUAUCUGGUGAAGAAUCUGGUCGGCGGCCGUACCUACUACUUCCGCGUGCUGGCGAACUCCCUCAAGAGCUACGAGUCAAGCGAGGAGAUCAAGUUUCCGGUUCCCGCGCGGGUCAAGCACAAAGCCAUCACGGCCGGUGUCGUCGGGGGGAUUUUGUUCUUCAUCGUGGCCAUCAUACUGUCGAUCUGCGCCGUCAAGAUCUGCAACAAGCGCAAGCGUAGAAAACAGGAAAAAGAACUCAACAUGGUAACAGCACGGAUCACGGAUCGGAAUGCCCUUAGCCAGCCGGUGCCUUUGAGGAGAUAUCUACAAGGAGGAAGUAAAACCAGCCGACUGCCCGGCAUAGGAAUUUUAAUUGCAAUUUUGCACUGGAUUUGGCCUCCGGGGAGGUGUCAUAACUGUGACAGCAUCUAUUCAAAUAAAUUCACCGGUGAUCAGUCGACGAACGUGGGUCAAAUUCAUCGAUCGGCGGACGGACGCUUCGUGCUAACCCAGGAUGCCGUCGACGGGAUCGUAUCGUUGCGGAACAGUAUCGUGUCGUACUACAGCAGUAGUGACGAUGGAGGUUUUCUGCCGAAAGGCCUAUCAUUGCCGAGGGCCUCCUGGAGGCGUCCCCUGGUUACCAGUCUUAGUCGGUUGAGUUUACACACCGAGGAUGGGUUUGCGAUGGCAGAACCACAACAACCGACACAUUCGCUGUACACCAACACGUUGCCAGAAAACCUCAAUAUCACUACUAUCAGUUCCAGUGUACCUGCUCCGAUGGUGACCCAGUCGUUGUACACGACCCCUUCGAGAAUUUCCAAGGUGGUUGCUAGUUCACCGGCAACCUCCAGCCCACAGGUGGUGAAUUCUCCCUGGUCACCACUGUACUUCAGUGAUCUCAGUUCGGUUCAUCAUCUCAACUCAGCGGAACGAUCGUUCCCGACUCCGCAGAGUGCCUAUCGUUACAAUUACGCAGGAUAUAACCAGGAGCUUCCGAUACUGGGUAGUUUACAUAAUGCUUCCCGUCAUUUCUCACAUGGCUUCGUCCCGGUUCAUGUGCCCAGUUCCAGAUACUAUCAUCACAAUCUGUAUCAGAAUGUGCCCUUCCAUGGUCAUACGUACGGUAGUAGACCGAAGUUCUCCCGGUAUCAUCCGCGAUUGAUGCCACGAAGUCUGACGAGGGCAAUACCGGAACUACGAUCACCGAUGUUGAACCUCAAUCUCAGUUCAACUCCGUUGAGUGCAACACUAGAGGCCUCCCCGCAGAGUUACUCCAGUUCGAGUGGUUUUGGCAGUAAGAAUACAUCCAACAAUACCCAACAGAAUUCCAGCUUCCAGGUUAGCAACAACCUGCUGAGGGAAUGGCGUUAUCUUCCACCAUACCGACCACCACCGCCACCACCCAGUUUGCACCAUUCAGCACCACUCUCAUUUGGUGGCGGUCGGUUCGACCAUCCACCAUACUCCAUGUCCCACUGGUUGGAACUGAUUACAAGACUGAACAUGGCUUCCGAGAAGGCCAACAUCAACAACGCGGCCGAUGUGGGCAGCGUGGAUGGCCACUACGAGUUUGAUCCUUCGACGCCAACUCCAACCGCAUCCACCCCAACCGGAAUAAUGCGGGACGAUUUCCACCAUCUGAUGACACUCCCGUCGACGUCCAGUGAUCUUCUGUGGGAUGCUGCCGGUCUUUCGUUGACCGGUGGCACCGGCGGUGGUUCGGGCGGUGCUGCUGGCAGUGGUGGUCUUACACUCGGUGGUGGUAGCAGUCGGAAACGGGGCCAAUCCCGGUACGAUAACAUCGACGCUCGUGUCGAAGCCAUGAAGGAAGAGUUCUACGAGUGGCGGAAACGACAGCAACAACAACAACAACAGCAGCAUCAUCAUCUGUUAGGCGGUACUGGUGGUGGCAUUAGUUUUGCUAGCGGAAUCGACGCUAGCCGGGUAUUCGAGCUGGAAAGUUCCUGUUAGGUGAGUCCCGUGUGCGGUUUUGCGAAAGGGAUUUCCGAAAACGAACAAACGUGCUGUUCGCGAUCAAUCGUGCUUAAUCAUAAGACUCGACUUAUCCAAUAACUAUAGCAAUAUCUAAUUGAAGGAAAAUUACUGUGCCCGGUGUGAGAGAACGGGACAGAAGUAUGUAACACAAGAAUCGAUGCGCGAUUAUAAAAAAAAAACAGAACUUAUACAAGUUAAAGACUUUUACAAUAGUUAUGUACAUAAUUGGAAUGAUUGUGAUUUAAGUAGACAUUCGAAGAAACAGUUCAAGGAAAUUCACUGUGCUAUACAGGCGAGUUUUGAUAAAACAAACCAAACUUAUCGCAAACAACGUUAUGGCACGGAAGUAAUUAUUUAGCGAAGUAAUUAAACAAAACAAAAAAAAAAGAAUGCAAAACCAACAAAACAAAUGUCGUAACAACACUAAGUAGCAGUUGGAAAUGAUGGCUGGUGAGGAAAUAAGGAUGAGGAAUGUCAAGGAUCGGAAAGGGCUUAGGGUGAAUUGAGGCUCUUCCUUCAAGUUUCUUGAGGAGGACAACAUAAAAACAGUGAUUCCCGACGUGGUACUGGCUUCGUGGCAUGGGUUUCUGAUCAUUAAAGCUAUAAAAAGUUCGAAACAGAGAGCAUUUUUUUUUAACCAAUUCUGAUAAAAAGUCUGGUCUUUCUAACAAGAAUCAAAAUAAAAAAGAAUCUGCUGAUCGGAAUUGCUCUGCUUCAAUGCUAUACCCUUUGUAUAUUGAUUUUGACGUCAAUUGUGAUCAUUUUUAGAGGAUACAGAUGGGCAAUAGAGUGGGACAAAAUCCAAAAAAGUUCCACCAAACUUUUUGUGUUCCAUUUGAGUCCCAUAAGAACUCUGAUAUACGAGCUUAAAUUAGCAUCGUCAAUAUCUUCUAAACUAUAUGCGAUAGAGAAUUCCUCGGCAAAUUAUGGAGAAGAAUAAUUAUGGGCCUGAGUUUCGGAAAGGAAUUCUCGAACCCUGAAUUCAGCUUGUAUUCUGGAACCAAAUUUUCAAUCUGGACGCUGGAAUAGAAUUCAAGACCUAGUUUCAAUAAUCGAAUUUUGGAACUAAAUUCGGCAACGGAGUUCUGAACUUUGAUUUCUAAACAGAACUCUGGAGCAGAUACUUAAAUCUCAAUUCUGAAACCGAACCUGGAUUCUUGAACUGAGACUUGAACUCGGAAUCGGCAACUAAAUUCUGGAGCUGAACACCGGAGUAGAUUUUUGAUUUGAAUUCGGGAACUGAAUUUUAAGCCUGAAAUUGAAGUCUGAAUCUGAAUUCAGGAAUUCGAUUCUUAAGCAGAACUCAUCAACGAAAUUCUGAACCUGGGUUCUGAACCUUGAUUAUGAAAUUGAAUUCAGGCACUGGAUUCUGUAACUGAGUUCUGGAAUAGAAUUUUAGAGUUGAGUUCUGAAUAACAAUCUUUAAGCUGAACUUUACAACUGAGUUUGGUAACAGAGUUCUGAAUCAAAAUUCUGUAAUUUUUAGCUGAAUUUUUUUUUUAGUUUCAUAAAAUUGAAUUUUGUACCUGAAUUCAUUAAUUGAAUACUAAACCUGUAUUCACGAAUUGUAUUCUGGAACUGAAAUCUGAAUCUGAAAUUGAAUUUUAGUCCUGGUUCUAGAGAAGAAGAGUUCUAGAUCUGAAUCCGUUAACGGAUUCUGGAACUGAAUUCAGAGUCAGUAUUCUGGAAUAAAAUUCAAGAACUGAAUGCGGGAACGGAGUUCCUAAUUUUGAUUUCAAAACAGAACUCUGGAACAUAUAUUUGAAUCUGAAUUUGGAACCUUGAUUAUGAAAUCGAAUUCAGGCACUGGAUUCUGUAACUGAAUUCUGGAUACAAUUUUUGAAUUGAGUUCUGGAUAAUAAUCCUGUAACUGAACUCUGAAACUGAGCUGGGGAACAGAGUUCUGAAUUUAAAUUCUGGAACUGAAUUCAGGACAUGGAUGUUGAAACAGAAUAGCGAGCCUCGGUUCUGGGCCAGAAUCCUUGAGCUGGAUUCUGAAACUGAGUUCGGAAACGGAACCGCGACUCUGAACUGAGUUAAGGACCUAGAUCUUUAAGCAUCCUGAGUUUUCCUGAGCUUCUAUUCUGAACUUGGGUCCUAAAACGAGUUGGAUUCUUAGUACAUCUAGAAGCUAUUUCAUAUAUCUUAAAAAACAAUAAAGCUCGUCAUCGUUUUCGAAUUGGUUUUGAAAAUGAAUGUUUUACCAAUUCUCAGAAGGUAGAGAUUCUGCAGAAUGUGAACCUGUAAGCUGUUGGUUGUUGGGCAUUGACUUUCCAGAUCGACUUGCAAUAGUUUUGAAGAUAUGACUUUUGGAAUAAAUAACUGUUCUUUAUUCUUAUUUGUUACUUUAUCUUCCUUUUGUUACAAUUUCUUCAACGGAUUUAUAAUACUCAAUCAGUUCUAUUUUGGCAUCCGUCAACAGGACCAUUUCACCGAAUGCCGCUUCACAGAAUGGGUCAUAUUUUCUAAAGCUAUUUCAUCGAGAAAGUAAUUUAUAAUAUUUAGCGGAUAUUUUUUCAAAAUAUUCGACUCGCUCCAACAGACUAAAGAUCUUCAACAAGAGAGUUUAUUAUGCGAUUCCUCAUAAACUAUUCUUGAUGAGUUUUGCAAUGGCUGAGUGGAAACAUAUAUUGGAGAAGCCAAAUGAAUGAAAAACGCUCAGAGACAGAACUCGAACCUGCGUUCUUAUGAAGCAUUCCGUGCAUACGUGCUACCAUUUCGGUUUGAUUUUCCGUAACAAUCUGCUUCUGGUAGGAAGGAGCAGACUAUCAAUACAACCUUCAUGUCCAGCCAUAUCAUAUUAAGGAAUGAACCAUUUAUUCGAACCUUGUGUCGGUUGUUUUUCUUUAAUAACUUUAUCUACAAAUGUCUGAUUGUUUCGAAGACCAUGGUGGUUCUUUUCCUCUUUAAAUUAUCUAUGAAAAUAACACACGCACACGCAUUUUUAGAGUCUACACUCUUGAGGGCUGGAGACAGUACCGUAAAGUGGUAGGUUUUUUGCUAUUUUCCCGUUUCAAAUUAAAUUUUCUUGGAAACGGUGCAGAAUAAAGAAAAACCCACCUGACAAUGUCUUCGAAAUUUAGUUGAGAAUAUUCUGUGAAAUUUUCAGAAUGAUUCGUUGAGUUUAGCGGUCGUGUUGUAUUUUUUUCUGACUGAAGAACUGCUGAAAAUUGGAACGCUCGGAAUUGCAUACCUCUACUUGUUCAUUGAAUAUCUCGGCUUUGACGGCUUGUAUCAUAAAUCUACCGUGACAAAGUCUAGAUAAUAGUGUUUAGAUGCGAUUAGCACAAAAAAACAUAUAUGUUAUCGCGAUACAAGUAAAGUCUUGUAUUUUUCUGUGAAACAAAGUCAGUUUCAAUGCAUCCGCCAUUUUUUUUCGCCUUGGUUUCCUGAUAGCAUUCUGAAAAAGGAGAGAGAAAAAAAAUUGGGUCGACAAGGCUGCCAAACACACAGACAUUCAAUCUUUGUGAAAGUUGAAUAUUUUUUCAUUGUUCAUUGGAAUCCAUCUAAUGUGCAACCCAUACGAUAGAUUAAUGUGAUAAAACUUGUCAUCAAAAUAAUAAAAUGUAUGCUGGCAACCCGGUACAGUUUGCUCAUGUACGAGAGAGUACAAGAGAAAUACGAUGCGCAAAGGGAAUUGAGCGAGCCACGUGGUCGAUUUAAAACUCAACACGCGACCCUCUGUCCUCAGACCUUAAAACCGUUUCUCGAGCUCGGCAUAAUGAAAUGUCGAAUUAGAUCGGCAACAGAACAUUUUACUGAAUCAUCAGUAAGUUAGUAGUAUUCCACAUGCUCUUUCCGAAAAUCGUUAAAGUAAUAUGCUGAUAUCUCAGAAAAAGUGCGUUCUUUUGCCGAAGUUUGGCAUAAUAUUAUUCUGAACAUGUCAGUAAACAACAAAUAUACCGAGAUCAGCAAAACCGUUAGCCGAGAUUUCGAAAAGUGAGUUUGCUUUUACUAAAACUCGGGGAGACACUUAUCAUCUAAUGUCUCUUUUCGAUUUUGCAAAGCAUCACGUCGCCUUUACUUGUGGAACUGGAAAAAAGGAAGAAAACAGAUUUGUAUAUUUUGUGAAAAGAUAAGUGAAAUCAAAAACUAUCUUCUUUGCAAAUAUGCAUUUAUAAAUAUCUACUUAUUUCCAGGUAGAGGUGUAAAGGAGCACUAGAAACAAUUGUUUUUAGCCGUGAUGUUUUCUUUUGGUGUUUGUGCUUUUUUUUGUUUGCUGAAUUGAAAUAAACAUCAAUAAAACACCCCUUUCACCAAGAUUUGCGUUUUGUGAUAAUAAUUUCAUACAAUAAUAAAGAAAAAUCUUUCCUUUGUUCGAUUACUGAUGACUCGACAAUUCCAUGAUUUCAUCCUGAUAACUUUUGCUGACAGCAAAAUUUCUGCUGACAAGUUCGGCAUUAAUUGACAGUUAACAAAUUUUGGAUUGCCGAGAUUCUCAGUAAUUAUACAUUUUGCCGAGACGAUUACCGAGUAUUCGGCGCGUGCAAAUUUCAGUGCAAGAUUCAGCUAGAAAAUUUAAGUGUGUAUAAGGUGAUCUUCAGCGAACAUUUCGUAAAAAGAUCCUUUCCCCAUAAUAAAUCCAAUACCAACUUUAAACUCGGACGUGGAAAUAAAGUUUCACUGAUCGAGCUAAAAUUUUGCAUUAUGGAAUCCAGAAGGAACACGAAACGUUUGGUGGAGUGAGAAAAUAAACCUUUUCAGAUUUUUCUCAGUUCAAUCUUGUCUCAACCUAAUGGGCAAUUCGCUCCUGAGCAGUUCCAGUGAAUCGAUUCAUGAAAGUGAACUGAGUAGGCUCCCAGCUUUUUUUUGAAGAAUAGCAGCUUUCCAGUUCACUCAUUUGAUCAUCUCUUUUAUCAAACAAUUAGUUCUGCUUUGGUAGGCGAUUUGCAGCUGGCGGACAAAAACUCAUGAUUUUCAAGAAAACUGUUUCGAUUUGAAGUGCCUAAAAUUGCAUUCUUCAAAGCACACUAUAAUUUUGGUGGAUUUGACUAGCUGCCACUGCAGUUGAGAGCAGAGAUGCCAAGUGAAAUUUCUAUUAUCUUCAGGCGGGGUUGAAAGACCAACUGCGGUAAUUUCAAAGAUCUGUGAAUUUUGACAAAUGACUGUUAGAAAAGUGAUUCUCCAAAGUCUGCAACUAAAUAUGUCUGCAGCUUUUUUCAAAAAAAUCUACACAUUUACAGAUAAAUCUGUAGACCUGCAGACCUCUCUGGUCGAGAGGCCCUUCCAGCUCCGGUGACAACAGGUUGGAUUUCUUCGAAAGGAACCAAAUUAUCAACAAGUUCAACGGAUCUUGACUGAAAUACUGGGCAUUUAGUUUUACGUUUCGUCUUAUUGGGAAAUUGUUAAGCGGAAACCCUUCGCCCGUAGUCAGCGAUGAAAACUUUUUUCAAAUAAAUAUUUGGAGUUAAAGAAAUCAAAUUUUAUUCAGAGAACAACAAACCAAAUAUGUCAGUAAGUUUUGGAAAUGUCGAUCAACUACUUAGGUUGUGAACCAUUCGCGGUUAAUUUUAACUUUUGGUUGAAAUCUGACACUCGAGCGUUUAUUUUGAUGUUGUCAAAAAUAACCCUACUCGAAAGCACACGCUUAAAAAUAGUUACUCAAAAAUGAGUAAGAUCUCACUCAUCUACAGAAAAAGUGGAACAACUCUAAUUUAGAGUAACUCCGAAGUUACUCAAAUUUGAGUUCUUCCACUGGAAACGAUAUUUGGGUAAAAUCUACUCAUUUACUGAGUAAUACUUUAUUUGUACAUGUACCAAAAAUAGAGUAACUAUCACUCAAAUUUUGUGUGAAAUUUUAUUUCACAUAUACCAAAUUUGCAAAAAAGUUGCUCCUUUUCUGAGUGUAUUGUAUUAAAAUGUUAAAUAAUUGAACUCAAUACUAUAUCAAGUGGUGGUCGCUUGGAGUAGUGUGUUAUGCUCAGGCACCAAUCAUACACUUAUUCCUCAUAAAUGACAUUUGAGCAUAUUCGUUUCCUUUCUAAAGCACAACACGAAGCUGAUCAUUCUGGUUUUUGCAGACACAACACCGUUUGUGUUGAUCGACUCACCCUCGAAAUACGCGUCUCACUAACAAAAAAUACAACCUGUUGCUACAAAUGGUUAUUACAACUUUUAGACUUAUCGCGAAUGCGAAUAGUAACUAUAAAAAGAGAUUUUGCGUUAAACUCAAAUUUAGAGUAGGAGUUACUCAAUAUCAUUGAUGAUAACUACUCAAUUUUUGACGUUUCCAUGUAUCAUUUGAAAAUGAGUAACUAGUACUCAAACUUUGAGUAACUUUUUCUAAGCGUGCAUGGUUAUUUUUGACAGAUCGAUGGUUAUUUUCCGACACCGAAAAAAAUCUUGCAAAGAAAAUUCCAAAAUCAAUUCUUUAGUUAAAAUUAUUUCCAGUGCAAAAUAACUUUCCAUUCGUCAAACUUUGAAUCCGCAGUUUUAGUUACAUUUAACUACUCGACACAAAAUAACCGCUCAAGUGUGAGAUUUCAACCAAAAGUUUAAAUUAACCGCGAAAUGGUUCACAGCCUUAGAGCAGCUUUCUGUUUUUAUUACGUAACUUUCAAUGAAUUCAAUCUCUUUUGCUCAAAGGCAAGCCAUGAAUGAUCGCGUUGCCUUUGGUCGUUCAUUGAUGAUCGUCGUAUUGCAUCUAUUCUUGAAGGUGCAGAAAAUGAUGAUUCGUAGAGAGAUGUGCUGCUGCUCGAAAUGUUUCGAUGGCUUCAAAAAGCAACAAGUUGUGGGAAAGGCAUCGUUGUCGGGAAAACGUAUUUUCAAAAUGGUUUUUGCACAAUAAUCAUUAUCUUUCAAUGCAACCCAAGCGUUUCUCUGUCUACGGUCUUGAGUAGAAUCCUGAAAACAUAACUGUAUUGUAGGAACUAAUUCCAGAUAGUAAUAAAAAAGCAACGAAGUAAUUUGUUUUUUAUAUACAAUUAGGCGUCGUUGCUAUGGAUACGGAUUUGUUGAUGAUCCGUUUUAGGUUUUUUACCAUCACUGCUAACCUCUAUCAAAUGAAAACAUUUUGACAGUUCAGCAGUACUGUUUGUAAACAUAGAUUUUUUCUGUUGACAAAUUGGAUGAGACCAUUUACGGUCCAUAUCGCUUAAUAGAGUUUAAAAACAUUUGUUCACGAUUGGAUACGGUUUGUUUAUGAGAUUUAUUAAAUGAAAGUCACUAGUUGCAGAGUCUAACGAUUAUUGUUUUAUAUGUGUUCCUCGAUUUUUGUUUAAGCUUGUUUGUAAACAGUACCGCUGAACUGUCAAGGAUGAAUUCUUGUUCAUUUGUGACGUCACGAUAAAAAAUGUAAAUAGGUUUUAUUAGGUUUUUUAUCGUGACGACACAAAUGAACAAGUAUUCAUCCUUGACAGUUCAGCGGUACUGUUUACAAACAAGCUUAAACAAAAAUCGAAGAGCACAUCUAAAACAAUCAUCUUUUCACUUUGCAACUAGUCACUUUUAUUUAAUAAAUAUCAAAAACGAACCGUAUUCAAUCGUGAACAACUGUUUUAAAACUUUAUUUAGGCGAUACGAACCGUAAAUGGUCUAAUCCAAUUUGUCAAUAAACAAACAAAAGAAAUUUCUGUUUACAAACAGUACUGCUGAACUGUCAAAAUGUGUUCAUCCGAUUGAGGUUAGCAGUGACGGUAAAAAACCUAAUACGAUGACGACACAAAUGAACUGCCAAUUAAUAGAUGAAAGAUGAACUCUUUGACAGCUGCCGUGUGUUUGUUUUGUUUUGCGAAUGCAAAUUAAAAAUUGAAAUAUUACAAGAAAGUGUCUGUUAAAACAUGUUUCACAGUGAAAAGAAAUAAAAAGAUUGCCCUGUAUGCGUUUCCAGCAUCAAGGAGCGACAUUUCUCUAAAUUUGUUUAGUGUGAUGCGACUUGCAAUUUUAAAAUUCAAACGAUCAACCUCUGAUGAACUUUUAAAUUAGGUUUUAUACGAACAUGACAUAACCUCACAAAAUGAACAGAAUGAUUUUUUUUUACAUUUGCCGUGUGCUUGUCUACAGUUCAAAAGUUCAUCAGAGGUUCAUCGUUUGAAUUUAAUAAUUCCAAGUCGCCUCACACUAAACAGAUUUAUACAAAUAUCGCUCCUCGAUGCUGGAAACGCAUACAGGGCAAUCUUUUUAGUUCUUUUCACUGUAGAACACGUUUUAAACAGGCACUUUUUCGGUAUUUUUCAAUUUUUAAUUUGCUGUCGCAAAACAAAACAAACACACAGCUGCUGUCAAAGAUGAACUUGAUUCAUCGACCGUUCAUUUGUGACGUCAUCGUGUAAAACCGGAUUGUAAACAAACCAUCGGCGGCUGUCAAAAAAAGUUCAUUCUGUUCAUUUUGUGAGGUUAUGUUAUGUUCGUGCAAAACCUAAUGGUAAAUGAGGAUGUUCGUUCGAGAAAAUUUCGGUUUAUUCUAUAAACGGAUGCCGUGAAAAGAGGUUCCCUUUUUAAUUGGAUCCGCUUUUGAAAAAAAAAAUCACGUGGUGAACUACGAGAGAAACAAGUGACUAAUCAAAUGGCUAGAGAAAGGCCAAAACGUUCGUCAUGUAGUCGAAACGAAAUAGGAUUCGAUAUUUUUCCCUUAAAAUGCAAUGAAAAAUCUAAACUAUCCCGGAGAUAGAAUUGAUUUUUUUCAUUGAGAUCAUUUUUUCUAUCGCCCUUUUAACUGACAUAAGAAAUCUCUCAAUAUUUAGUAAUAUUGAGAUCCAAGUGAAUAAACAACAAAAUUCGAGAACCGGAAUUCUGUAUCUAAAAUUCAGCUGCAGACCAGAAUCCAGAUCCAGAGUUCAGUGCUAGAAUUCAGGUUCAGAAUAUACUGUCGAACCAGAAUCCAAAUCUCGAAUUUAGUUCCAGAAUAAUUCAGAUCCAGAAUUCCGUUCGAAAACUUAGUUCCAGAGCUCAGUUCCAAGUUCAGGUUCAGAAUUCAAUCGCAGAAUCUAGCAUUAAAAAUGCGUUUCAGAAUUCAGGUCCAGAGUUCAGCUCUAGCAUUCGAUAUCGGAAUGCUAGAAAAGUGUUUGAGAAUCAUAAAUUUUGGACCGAAACGGGUUCUGUGGAGAAAUGUAUUGGUACCUGGACGGUUCAAUCGCUGAAGCCAGGAUAGGCAUCGGUCCAAAUUCUGUCGAUUUUCUAAGAUUUUUUAUAAAAAUGCCGGCUAAAAAUCGGACUGAAAGUGUUUGACAUGUUUUCGACAGAAAGCACAGUUUGCUGCUAUCAUCAAAGUUGGCGCUGGAAUGACCGAUUUCCGCUGUCUUCAACAGAGCUGCCAACUCUGCAGAUUUAUCUGUGAAUUUGCGCAUUGCGAAACCACAAACUGAUCAAGCGUGUUCCCACUAGGUAACUAGGUUCUAAACUGAUUUCAAACAAACGGUUUUACAGCAGUUCGUGUUGAAACUGGGUUAGGUUUGGCAUCAAGCGAAAACGACAUUAUAAAAUAGGUCAUGAAACAUUGAAAUGUAGUCUUUAGAUGUGAUCCAUUGUGUGGAUUUAUCUUGAAGCUUCGCAUUAGUAUUGUUUAGAAGUUUAAUGGUUUGCCCAAUGCUUUGAAAAAUCGAUCAACAAGUGACUCUAUGAAUGGUUACCUUUUCUAAAGGAUUACUUUACGAAGCUGAGACAAAAAUGAUCGAUAGUUUAAAAAAACUGGCAUGAAUUGGUUUGUUCCUGCUUUUUUUUAACGAUACUCAAAAUUUAAUCACAAAACCAUGUGAACGAUUCACCUACCGGUUCGAAAGCCCAUCCCAACUUGAAACGAAUAUGCUGCCACUUUGCAUGUCAGUUCAUUAUCGACGGCGCACUGUGAAUGAACGAUGAUGAUAAAUACAACUGCUACUACCAUAAGGAAGGUAAUAUGAAAAAUCUUUUCAUUAGAUUUCAAAAUCUCACGAAAAAAACACGUACACCCACACGCUCUCUCACUCUCACACGCCCGCAAUCGCCAAGUGCUGAGGUGCCGAGAGUUCAAUCUUUUGCACCUAUACUCACUCACUCAAUCACUCACACACACGCAAGUCACAUCACCCAGUGAGGGGAUUUGCAGCAGACGAAGUAUGCCAUGACGUGAAAAUGUUAGAGUUGCUGAAGAACGAAGACGAAGAGAAAAAAAAAUAAACAAAACAAAAAACAAGUAGACCUAAUAUCAAUAUUUAAUGUUCUUGAAACCAACAAUAUUCACAAAUAUAUACAAAGAAAAGGCAACACACAUAAUAAUAAUUACUAAAAGUUAGGUAAGAUAAUUUAUAACUAACGAUAAAACCACUUCGUGGUGGAGGCGAUCGAGUUGGAUCGGUUGCCGGGUGCUUGUUUGAAAAGCGGCCGAUGUGAUCAAACUCAAUCGCUUCCGUUAGCGCGGCGAAACACAUUCAUUCUAAACUAGCAAAUGGCAAAAUAAUAAAAAAAAAAACGACCGUAGGAAGAAAAAUUGCAGAAAAAGAGGUGAAAGUAACUCAAAAUUCGAUUUAAUAAUAGUAAAUUAUUAGUAAAUACUAAUGAUAAAUGAAUAAAAGAAAAAAAAUCAGAGGAAUAACCUAAAACAAAAAAAAAAACGAUGUAAGGUAGUGCGGAGAUUCGCGAGCACACUGACAUCUUUACGAAGACGAAGAACAAAACAAAAAAAAACAACUGCAUAAGAAAGUACUAGUUUAAAUAUUAUUUUAAUUAAGAUCUGAUAUUAUUUUAAGCGAUGUAGUUGUAAGUAAUUGGAUAAAAAUGAAACAAACUCUCUACUACAGAAUAGAUGAUUUAUGGAAGAAAAAGCGUGAUUAGCCAUUCAUUUGUUCAAAAGUGUUUAUCGCUGUAAGUAAACAGAUUAGUUGCAUUUACUUUCCUAGAGUUAAAAACAUUCUGCUGGAAUGUCACUUAUUCAUGUUAAUUUUUGUUUAACAGUGAUCAUUUAAUUAUUUCCAUUUUUUUUGGGGAGAUUUCGAUCUCUAAAAUAUCUGCCUAUUUAGGUUAUGUUUAGUUCAGAAGCGAACAUACGACGUUACGUUGUGCGAAUGCACAUUCCAAAGAUUUUUUUUUAUUUUUACAGUAUAAGUUUGUAAAAAUAUUGAUAUUACUUUCCGGUGGAGUUUGAGUAAGUGUUUGCGUGUAGCAAUUUUUCUUGAACUGUACGCAAAAACUAGAACAAUUUUUCGAAUACAUAAGUAUAUAAAUCCUGUUGAUAGUUCUUAUUGAUCUUAUAAUUCUUAUCAGAACAAAAAUCUUAACGAGCCGAAAAUUACGAACAGAAUGUCGCAUUUGCGUGUUGAACAAAUUAUUAACGGUAGCAAAACGUAGGGAUCCGAGUGUAGAGCCGAGGUUCAGUUCAUACAGACUUUCGAUUCUGUUCACAGUACUGUCAUCCAGAUCCGAUUCGGGGAAGUUUAUUGUCGUGCCAUAAACGCCUACUAUGUCAACUGAGUUUUUUCUUUCUCAUGGCUCAAGCUUCACAUGGAUAUCCAAAACUAGAAAUCCUGUCGAAUGUUCACUGUUUUCACAUCGAAAUCAACUUAUUUCUAGUAGAACCAACUAGUAAUAAUGUAAACUCGAUCUCUUAGUCUCGAAAUGAACGUAACAGAAAGGAAAAAAACAAAUACCAUUUGAAUCAAAUAAUUGCUCUUCGAAUAACUGGUUUCAGUAAACAACAGAAGAAAAAGAAAAAAAAAACAGAUGAAAUAGCGUGAAAAAAAAAAGUUUUUUAUUAGUUUUCAAAUAGACACGAACAUACGAGCAAGCAGCAACAGGAAACAGCAUUACUGUUUAAAAUAAGCAAAGUAGUGAAAAACAAACCAAUUUGUUUAGCACACAAGCUAGACGUUUCUAAAACACGCAAAAAAAACACACAAACACACAUACUAUCGAAAAGAUUGAAACUAAAAAGAACAAGCGAUAUGACACGCAAAUUGUGCUAAAACAAAUUUUGUACAUAGUCCUUGUUAAAUUUUAUGAUUUUCAGAAAAAAAAAUAAAAAUAGAAAAGAACAAGAUCAUCACUCUCCUAUUCGAACCCGAGAAAGUAAAACACUGAAGAAAAAAAAACAGCAACAACUACCACACUGAGACAAAACAUUCCAUUAGCUUCUAGUUUGUAUCUAAUAAGAAUAAUUAGAAAAAAAAGAACAAAACAUAAUAAAAUGCUACAUCUUGCCGGACUUAGUGGAAAACGGAAAAAAGCAAAGAUUUAAAACCGGACCGGUAUCGAAGGAAGAACAACUAUGGGAAGCGGGUGGAACGCAGACUCCGUGUGAAAGAAAAUAUGGCAGAACGAAAUUCUUUGGUUUGGUUACGGUUACGAUUAGUGUUAAGUUGAAUCCUAAAUGUUUUUGUAAAACGUUCAAAGCUCAAUUGUCGACCGACCGUUUGGUUUUGCUAACUCCAUUAUCAGCGGCUGAUUUCCGUUUCAGUCGAACAGACGUCCCCGUGGAUGUUUCGGGUUAAAAUUUUACGAUAUAGCAAGCGAAAUGUAGACGCGAGUUUCGGAUUGAAGUAAAGGUUUCUUUGUUUGCUUAAUUUUAGCUGCAACCCAUUGAGGGGUGAACUGCGAUAGAUUGUUAAGAGAUUAGUUAUUUAUUGAAGUGGAGAUUUUAUUUAUUCUACACGAUUUGAACUUUUUUUUUGAAUCAAAUUAUAUUUUUCUUCGUUCUAAGUUAUAGUGUACAAUGUAAAAAGGAUAUGAUUUUUACAAAAGUAAAUAAAAUAUGAAAAUUUA